AGCAUGUAGCCGACUUUGAUGGCAAUAAAAUACAAUGAACAUUUCUAUUUGCGAUCUAGGGGGAGGGGAAACAACUUGCGCAGAGAUACGGCGUAAACUGUUUUCCUCUUAGCCUAAUCAGGGUACGCUUUUGCCUGUGUAAAUAUAAGCAGGCGUAUGGCAACAAUGUCGGCUUGUUUCGCCAGUUCUUGACCAGAGCUACAGCAUGGCGAGCUUCACAACCAGCCUUACGAUAGCUGCAAUUUCGAGCCUGACACGGCAGGCAUUUGGUAACUGACAAGUUCCGUUGCAUUCAACGGCUGGCUUGUGACGACGCUGUAGCGCGUUCGCUACCUUGUCCGGCGCUUACGCCUCUCUGCUUGGGUUGUCGACAACACCGCCGCCUAGCCCACCUGGACCGUCCGGAAACGGCACUGUUCCAAGCCCAGCGAGCAGCAGCCAGCCAGACAUCUCCUACACACAAAUGGGCGUCAUCAUUGGGGUAGUCGUGGGAACACUGCUCAUGGCAUUCCUAGUCGUGCUUGGCUGCGUCUGUUACAACCUUACUAGGGAACGGAAAAGGCGGGAAAGGCAUCGUGCCGAGUCACAAGCCGCUGUCCGAAUGGCGUACUCUGAUAACGCGGCUGCAGCCACAAGCUCCCCCUGCCCACCAGGGGUCAACGUCUGGACGACCAUCCAUGAGGGCAUAGUGGGUGUGGAGCUGGACGACUCCGCGGAGGGCGGCUCACAAGCGGGUCUUGCACCCGAGGGCGACUCUAGCAGCGCUACAGGCCGCGAGCAGCAGCACAAUCAUCAGCUGCACAAAACCCACAUGACACACGGACGGCGAACCCCGGCGCCGCCGCAGCAGCAGCAGUUGGGGAGCAGCAUGAUGAGCAGGCUUCGUGCCCUGCAUGCCGCUUGGGUGGCGUCAUUCAGCUGGGACUGGCGGCAGCAGCUCUCGGCGCCGCUGGAUCCGCUCGUCUUCUCCUCUCCGCGUGCUGGUUCCGGGCUUGGUACUCCCUGCAGCCCAAGCGAGCAGGCCACCCCGCAGGAGCCAGGGCUCCCGGAGGCGGAGAAGGUGGUGGUCAAGCCCGCAACCGAGCAGGUAGCGCUCGGGGACCCCGCCACUUGCAUGUUGGAUGCAGCAUCCGCGUCCGUAACCUCCACAUCAUCGGCGGGGCUGUCGGACAUCAUGGCGCGGUCGCUGGAUGAGUUUACGUACGGGAGCCCGAGAGCUGUCGGGACUGUGGAGGAGCACGAGGGGCAUGUCAGCAUGGACCUGACGCCCCUGCCGUGUGUCACGCUGCAGCUUGGAAGUGCGGGAGGUGCUGCGGCCCUGCAGCCGGCCGUGACAGCUGCAGGGCCGGCGAAUGUGCUCAGCCCGAGGAGCACGUCGUACUACACUGCUGACCGCAGCGACUUUGGCAGCAGCAACUGGGGUUACUUCACUGCACGGGAUGAUGGCAGCUGCAUUAUAGGGAUUAGCAGGCAUCCGGAGGCCGCCGAAGUGGCGGUUGUGGUCAUGGGGGGAGAGGAGGAGCGGGCCGGCGCCUCUUCGUCCGCUGCCGCCGUGCACCGAAAGGUGCAUGAGGAUGGGGCCGAAUCUGCCGCAGCAGUAGUGAACACUUGGUUGGUUGGCGCCGGGUAUGGAACAGGUGCGGCCGUGGGCCUGGAGUCGCAGGUUGAGAGUCAGGCAUGAGAUGUUGGGUAUGGGUGAGCAUGGUACACCGUGACUGGCCGUUCUAGGAAUAAAAGGGAGCGUUUGCAUGUGUAUAGCUGAUUUAAUGCAUGUCUCAUGCGUACGUCAAUUUCGGGCAAUUCAUUUCUCGUUUAGGGAUGAUGUCCAGUUCUUUGGGGUCCCAUAAUGGAGGGGUGAAUGAGCACACCUGCCCAUACACACUCCUUGUGGGCAUGUCUUUAUUGGCCGGGCCUCUUACUCAGCGCUUUGCCGCUUCUUGUGCUGGAUGUCUCGAUGCUAUCUACCAGCGGUUGCGGACCUUCAGUACACGUGCACUCUGUUAUUUGUCCUCUUCCGUUGGAAUUGCGGGUCGCUCUUUGUGCCAAGACGCCUGUGGGGUUGCCGGUACUCGGCUAAGUGGAAAUGAUGACAGCUGAUUUCCCAUAACGGGGUUCUGGGUCGAGUGUCGAGUGUGAGCGGUCAUGGUAGUGAGCUUACCUGCGCGUGCCCUGAGACAAGCUAUCAGAAAUCAGAUCUCAAGCGCGUGAGACCCCACUGUGAAGUGGGUGUCUGCCAGCAUGCCGAAGAUACCGGCUUUGGUUGUGCCGCCUGUGCGGUCUGUUGUUACCGAAACCUUUAGGCAGUUGCUGACAAUUGAAUUUAAGCUGCACAAUCUGACACUACGUACAUACAUGGAUAGCGUCUGUCGACGGUUGUUGUUUUCCACUGAGCUAUUUGUUUUGACUCUUUCUUUUUGUGCUGCCGACCCCUGGGUCGGGGCUCUUGGCCUGCUCGUCUCUUUUGUACGGUUCCCGUUCCUUUUUCCGAAAGCACCUGUGUCCAGGCUGCCCCUAGGUUGAGGCGCUGAGGCGUGAGCGACUUGUGACGGUGUGUUUGAUUGCACUACUAUUUUAAUGCCACUUUAGCGUGCUGCAAUCAUGCCAACUGUUUGAGUUGGCCGCGGUACCGCUUGCCAGCAAACAUGGCUGCCGUGAGCAAUUUCUCCUUGACUUAUGCGAGGGCUCGGUGUCGCCGACGCGGCAACUGCUUGGACCUCUGUAAUGUGGUGGAGUUACAUGUACGACGGUAUCAUGUAAAGGGCCCUGCCGUACAGGAGCGAAUCAGCUGCAUGAUCGGAAGACUUCUCCGAUCGCUGGUCUUCCCCGAUCGCUUCCGUCGUACACAGUACUCCGGUGGAUGGGUCGUGAUAGUAAGUGGAACCCGUCCAAUGCCAUAACCUAUGCCACGUACGAGCGGGAGUGAUGUAAGGAUCGAGGCAUGGAGCGAUGGAGGUAUGACCUGUAAUCGUAACAGCGGAC
This is a messenger RNA of Astrephomene gubernaculifera, 2979 nucleotides long. The record is from the annotation of a GenBank genome assembly. Lineage: Eukaryota; Viridiplantae; Chlorophyta; Chlorophyceae; Chlamydomonadales; Astrephomenaceae.